AUGCGCGACCGUCGGUCUCAUUCUCGUUCCCACUGCCCCCUCCCACCCCCUCCCACCCCCACACGAGCCCACACGAGCCCACACGGCGAUCGGCGAGCUGCGAGACUGCUGCGAGCUGCAGAGAAAGGUCUCGGCUCGCACCUUCCCUCCACACUCCACGCUCAGCGCUCAGCGCUCAACCUCGAACCACCCACCCACCAUCCAAGCUGGCUUCCGCGGUCCUCACCGCUUCGUCGGUGCUCUCAGCGCUGCUACCCUCCUUCCUGCACCCCACUCGACUCGGAGGUAGAAAGUCACUCGUCCUCGGGCUCACUCUGGGGUUCUCCCUCUCGCUGUCGUUGACGGGUUUGGCCAUCUAUGCUCAGGAUGCUUGGAAGAGGUCGAUGGUCAGGAGAGGGGAGGCGCACGGGAAGGCAAGCAGGGCGAACGGGGUACGAGGGGGAGGUGAGGAGCAAGGAGAUCACGAGGACGAGGACGAGGACGAAGGGAUGAGUAAGAAUCUGGUAGAGAUCAGAGGCGAGGACGUCGUACAUGGAGUGGAAGGGCUUAUUGGUGAGUACCUAUCCAGGUCCUUAGGUGCUUCUGAUCUAUGCGAUCACUGAUCGAGCUCCUCGCUUGCAGGCAACACCCCUUUGGUCCGGAUCAACUCGCUCAGCGAUGCGCUCGGCGUCGAGAUACUCGUUCAGUCCUCUCCAUCCAAGCCUACUCUCCCUAGAAUUCCAUUCUUACCCCACUUCUCGUCAUAGGGCAAAUGCGAAUUCCUCAACCCUUUUGGAUCCGUCAAAGACAGAGUCUCUUUACGCAGUCAGUCUUUUCCACCGACUUGGAGAAUCCCCCUCGGUGAAAGAUACGCGACUCACCAACGAUUUGAUGAUGCUACAACCAGUCAUCCAACAGGCUGAAAACCAGGGGCUCAUCGUACCCAAUACCGGAUCAUGCAUCUUUGAAGGAACAUCAGGAAGCACCGGCAUUUCGAUUGCUGGCAUUGCGAGGGCGAGAGGAUAUCGAGCUCGUUGGUCCCUUCCCAAACGCUCCGAUUCAUGACCCACCCAUAUGGCUGAUGCUCUUGUUGUCUCUCCGCACUUUUCUACCGGCCCCACACUCAGAUAUUGUCCUUCCUGAUGAUGUCGCCGCCGAGAAAGUGCAGUUGUUGGAAGCGCUGGGCGCCGAGGUGGAAAAAGGUGCGUGCAAAACUUGGUAGCCUUCCCCACUCGGGAGCUCUUAGACUGAUUUGGUCCUUCGUCGCAUCGUCGACCCAGUUCGCCCCGUCUCGAUCGUCGAUAAACGACACUACGUGAACCUCGCUCGAUUGAGGGCCCAGCAGUUCGGUCAACGGGUCUUGCACGCUUCUACUUCGUCGUCCAAAGCGAAUUCCAUCGUCCCUUCCAACAACAACAGUAGCGAAGAUCUUUCCCUACCCAGCGCUACAACCUCUUUCCGACCACUUCCCUCCGAGCCCUCGCUAUUGAUCACUUCCCAACCCAACCCAACGGCGUACAACUCCUCCUCUGUACCAUCGAAAACCUACAUCCCCCCAGCACGUGGUCUCUUCGCCGACCAAUUCGAGAACCUGUCGAACCUCCAAGCGCAUUCCCAAGGGACAGCAGCGGAGAUCUGGAAGCAGACGAAAGGGGAAGUUGAUGCUUUCGUUUCGGGUGCUGGGACGGGGGGCACUAUUGCGGGUGUGGGGAGGACGCUGAAAGGGCAUAAGAAGGGGGUUAAGAUAGUGCUCGCCGAUCCGCAGGGCAGUGGGUUGUUCCAUAAGGUUCGUUCGGGCCCUGGCUCUAUGGCUUUACUGUUGCUCAUUCUAUUGGCUUGUGGUGGGCAUAGGUCCACGACGGCGUCAUGUACUCCACUACGGAAGCGGAAGGUACGCGAAGGAGGUACCAAGUCGAUACCGUCGUCGAAGGGAUCGGGUUGAAUCGCCUUACGAAAAACUUUGAAAAGGCGUUGCCUUUUAUUGAUGAUGCUUUCAGGUCGGUCGAUUCAGGACCGAGACAACGCGAGAGAGUGAUGACUGACUGGUUCGCCCGAGACUGAUUGGUGGGUGUGGGAUGCGAUUGAUUGGACAGAGUAACGGACGAAGAAGCCAUCACCAUGUCCCGACACUUGGCCAAACAGGAUGGUCUGUUCCUUGGAUCUUCAUCGGCCGUCAAUCUGGUCGCUUGUGUGCGGUUGGCGCAGAAGUGGAAGAAAGAGGGUGAGCAUACGAAGGGAAAGAGGAGAGGGGUGAUUGAGGAAGGGGGUAAGAAGAUGAUUGUGACAAUCUUGUGGUGAGUUGAAGAUAAUAGUGCUCCGGGCUUGCAUGACCAACGAUGGCUGACGAGCACACGAGCUUGUAGUGAUUCGGGAACGCGACACUACUCGAGGUUCUGGAACGACAAAGUCCUGCAGGGCCUGGGGUAUCGUACGGAUCUUUCGAUCGAUGCCAUACUCAAAUUGAGCACGGCCGCGUGA
This is a messenger RNA of Microbotryum saponariae, 2457 nucleotides long. Lineage: Eukaryota; Fungi; Basidiomycota; Microbotryomycetes; Microbotryales; Microbotryaceae. The record is from the annotation of a GenBank genome assembly.